UUCACCGUGUAGCCAGCUGGUUAAAAACAUCCCGGCAUUUCACCUGUUGAUGUGUAACUACGUGUCACAGUCACGCAUGAAAAUAUACGCUGUGAACAGCAGGACUGUCAAUUCCCCGUCGAGAGACGAAAUCUUAAUGGUACCUAACUGUGAGACCAAAGUGUCGAAACGCAACUAAACGACUUUGAGUAAGAGCAGACUGUGUAGGGGGCGAACGUAGCUAACAAGGAAGUGGUCAGCUAGCGAGCUAGCUCGAUUGACUAGCUGGUGUGAGAAGUGGAUUACAACGUCCAAAUGAAAGCUUCCCAGAUGCAAUUAUUUAGUUAGCGUGUAAGUUAUUAUCAGAAUAGCUAAUUAAACACGGAAAUUAUUGGCGGAGUAACGGAACAGUUACCUAUGGAUCUCGAUGUUGUCAAUCGACUAGACUUCUACAUUGGCCUCUCCCUGGCAGUCAGCUCCAGUAUCUUCAUCGGCGGGAGCUUUAUAUUGAAGAAAAAGGGUCUUUUGCGAUUAACGAAAAGGGGCUCAACGAGAGCUGGACAAGGUGGACACGCAUACCUGAAAGAGUGGCUAUGGUGGGCAGGACUCAUAUCAAUGGGAGCAGGAGAAGCAGCUAACUUUGCUGCUUAUGCCUUUGCUCCUGCCACACUGGUGACACCUUUGGGAGCACUAAGUGUUUUAGUGAGCGCGGUGCUGUCCUCCUAUUUCCUAAACGAGAGGCUGAAUGUUCAUGGGAAGAUUGGCUGCUUGCUGUGUAUCCUGGGCUCCACUGUGAUGGUCCUGCAUGCCCCACAGGAAGAGGAGGUGGCCUCGCUGAGCGCCAUGGCAGAGAAGCUUAAAGACCCAGGUUUCAUCAUAUUUGCCGUGUGCGUCGUGGUGAGCAGCAUAGUCCUGAUCUUCGUGGCCGCUCCCCGCUAUGGGCAGAAGAAUGUGCUGGUCUACAUCCUGAUCUGCUCAGUGAUCGGCUCCCUCUCUGUGUCCUGCGUGAAGGGCCUGGGCAUUGGCAUUAAGGAGCUGUUCUCGGGGAAGGCCGUGCUGAAGGAGCCCCUGUUUUGGGUUCUGCUCGUGCUCCUGGUGGCCUGCGUCAGCAUGCAGAUCAAUUACCUGAACAAGGCCCUGGACAUCUUCAACACCUCUAUCGUCACGCCCAUCUACUAUGUCUUCUUCACCACCUCGGUCAUGGCCUGCUCUGCCAUCCUCUUCAAGGAGUGGUUCCGCAUGACGGCGGACGGCGCCAUAGGCACGGUCAGCGGCUUCCUCACCAUCAUCCUGGGUAUCUUCCUCCUCCACGCCUUCAAGGACAUCACCUUCAACUGGGACACCCUCCCGCUUUUCCUGCGCCAGGAUCAUCGGGGACCCUUCUGGGGUCAGUCCUAUGCAGCCCUGCCCAAUCAGGAGAUGCCCAAUCAUGAGGGUGUGCAGCCCACUAGGAAGGGGGCUGCCAAUGGGUACUCGGUAGAGAGGAACAGUCACUUUUUGAAUACCUAAAUCCUUUACCAAAACCUUAUAUUACAAUGCAGUCAUAUUUUUCUCUUUUUAUGAGUCUAAUACACUGUACUUUUUAUUAACUAGCCACAGAUUGCCAUAAUGUUAGUGAAGUCUUCCAGGAAAAUGUGCCUUGGUUUUAUAU
Molecule: messenger RNA, 1630 nt
Organism: Megalops cyprinoides (Indo-Pacific tarpon)
Lineage: Eukaryota; Metazoa; Chordata; Actinopteri; Elopiformes; Megalopidae
Product: magnesium transporter NIPA2-like
Exons: 5
Coding region: 397-1488 (363 amino acids)
Biological process (GO): magnesium ion transport
Cellular component (GO): membrane
Molecular function (GO): magnesium ion transmembrane transporter activity
Source: RefSeq, a predicted model, not a curated record